This is a messenger RNA of Chrysoperla carnea, 3263 nucleotides long. RefSeq names its product zinc finger protein 800. The record is from RefSeq and is a predicted model, not a curated record. The transcript is spliced from 6 exons. Bases 75 to 3119 code for a protein of 1014 amino acids. NCBI's taxonomy places the organism in Eukaryota, Metazoa, Arthropoda, Insecta, Neuroptera, Chrysopidae.
CUUUUACCAAAAAACUUACCAGAGAAAAAUGGUGGAGAGUUUUAGUUAAUAUUUAUUGAAGAAUUCAAAAUAAGAUGGCAGGACCACGUCCAGCUUCACGUUUAAAAUCGAGAAACAAAAAUCAACGAAAAGGUGGUAAGCCAGAAAAUGACGGAUCAAAUUCAAAUGGAAAUGAUGGUACAAAACAAGAUGAAGCUGUUUUAAAGAAACCAAUUGAAACAAGUGUGAUUGGUCUUAUUCGAGCAUUGAAAGUUUUGGAAAAUGGGACACCAGAAGUACGCGAUUAUUUAUCGAAUGAAUGCGAUAUUAUAUAUGAAUGUCGUGUUUGUCGAAGUUUGUUCCGAAGUCUUGCAAAUUUUAUACUUCAUAAACGAGUCUAUUGCCAAGAUACAUAUGAGUCGACGUUUAAUCGAGAUAGACGCUUUCAGGAAGAUGAACAAUUAUUUAUUCAAUCCGAAACCGAACUGAAACAAGAAGAUGAUAAUCAAGAAACCGAUAAGAAAUCUAAAGAUUUAUCAUCGAUAAUAGAUCGUUUAGGGAAGAAAAUAGAUACCAAUCCAUUUCCAACUACGAAUGUUAAAAUAUCUGAUUUACCCAUAACUAGCCAUGAAGAUAAUAUAAAAAAUGUUUUAAGUUUACAAACUGUGGAAGGAACAGUAUCUGGAAUGUUUCAAACUAUUAGCGAAAAUUCAUAUGAAAAUGACUCGGAAUUUAUGAAAACUGAAGUCAUGGAAUUGCAUAUGAUGGAAAAUGAUGGUGGGGCUGUUAUAGGUCCUGAUGGUCGUUGCUUAGGAUUCAGAACAUCCACGAAGAGUCCUAACACGGUGUACAAUGAUUUUAAAAUGGACUUCAUGAAUGAAGAUUCUUAUAAUGGCAAACUCGAAUGUGAAAAAUGCAACCAGAAAUUUUCAACUCGAAAAACAUUACGUUUUCACUUAAAUACAAAACAUAGUGAAAAUCGUCUAGUUUAUCCAUGUCCGGAUUGUGCUGAAACAUUUGUGAAUCCAUGGGGUGUGUAUCGUCAUUUAUUUAAAGUCCAUCGUAAAACAUCAAGUGAAGUAAGAAAACUACGUGAUACUGUACAAAACAGUUCUUAUCAAAUGGAUCAAGCACCAAUUAGAAAAAUAAAACCUGAUACAAAUACUGAAAUUGUACUUUCAGAACAAGAACGCUUACAUAAAAAAAAUGAAGAAUGGAUGGAGAAUUUAGAAUGUGAUAAUGAUUUGCAAUGUUGUGGCGGAUGUGGCCGACGUUUUGAACGAAAAGCAGCCUUGCAUUCACACUCGUUGAUGUGUCAAAAACGUAUUGCAGCCUGUAAUAAAAUUAAACGCGCUGCACAAUCUGAUGAUAAAUCAUCAUCAGCCAAGUCGAAAAGUGUAGUUAAAAAGAAUUUAAUUAUGAAGAAAAAAUCGAACAAUGAAGAUUCCACACCAGAAAAGAAUAGUUAUGAUGUAACUCCAAAUGAAUCACGGUCAUCGUCUAGAGCCGAAAUCAUAACAGAAAAUAUAUUCGUUGAGAAAGAAACGAUAUCGAGUAAGAACUCAUCGAGCAUCAAUUCAUUAAAAUUAAUUUUAUCGGAUGAUGACUCGUUAGAAGAAGUGCCGGUUAAAGAUCCACUUGGAGUGUCUGAUACCGAAGAAACAACACCUCCAAUAGUUCCGACUCCAACACCUCCAACAACAGAAACAACUGUUAGUAGAGUAAUUUUUAAUGAUGUAGACACGUCAUUGCCAACUGAUAAAAAUUCUGAAAAAGACAGCAGUAGCAUUUCGGCAACAGAUAAAGAUAAUAUGACAUUAGAAAACAUAAACGAUGAUAAUUUAAAACCAAUUGGUCCAACAUUUAUCAAUGAUAUGCUUGCCGUAAGAAUGAAAGCUUUCACAAAUGUAGGUCGAAAAUUUGUUUGUAUGCCAUGCGAUUAUCGAUAUAGUUCCUUAGCAUCGUUACGCCGUCACAUGGCUAUACAUUUCAGUUGGAAACGUUUCCGUUGUUUACGCUGUGAUUUUAUGUGUUUUGACAAACGUGAAGCCAUAGUUCAUGCUCAAACAACUCACCAUGCUACGUUGGAUGUUAUUAAAAAGUUUGUAACACGUAUGCCCGAAACAGAAUCUGAUAGUUAUUCAUCGAAAGUAUUUUUACCAUUGAAUACAACCCCUCAAGAAAUAAUCACGUUAGAUGAUAGUGACGAUGAUUCUACAAAACAUGAAAAUCAAAAUAUGGAGGAUGCAAAAAGUACAACCUCAUCAACAGUUGCGGCAAAUGAUGAAGAUAGUAAUGUACAAAAUGAAUUUUCGCGAAAUUUAAUAAUGGAAAUGAUAAUCGGCAAUAGUGAGCCAAGCCAAAAAAUUAAUAUUUCAUCUAGUUCAAUUGAAUCAAGUAAUAGUACAUGUGAUCUACCACCAUCAAUGAACACUUCUGAAGUUGAUCCAUUACCACCUACAUCGACAAUUGUAGAAUCCACGUCAAAAUUUUCAAGUGAUUUAAUUGUUGAAACAAAAUUAUCUAAUGAAACAAUUGAAAAAUUGUCGAAUGAAAUAAUUUUGUCUAGCGCGCCAUCAACAAGUAAUACUGACGACAGUAUAAAAACUUCAACAAAUAUCAGUUCUUCGAGACCAGUACGAAAUCGAGUAAAACCAGUCAAUAAAGAUUUUAUCUACGAUAUGUCAGCCUUCACAAGUGAAGUUGAAGAUUUUUCAUAUACGACAAAAUCAAAACGUAAAACCGAUUGUGAUAUUAAAGACAUUGAACAAAAUAAAUUUACAUUAGAUACAAGUGAUACGAUUACAACAUCUUCGUCAAAGGCAAAAAAGCGGCGACGUAAUUCUAAAGUAUAUACAUCAUCAAAUUGUUCUAAUUCUAGCAAUAAUUCAUGGGAGUCAAAUGAAAAUGUACGAAUUGUUCCUAUUAUUGAUUAUACACAAAUUAGUAGCAGUAAUUUUAUUCGAAAACCUGAAGAAAUUAUUACGAAUGAUCGUAAUGAUUUAGUGAUCACACCGACUUCAACGACACAUUCAAGCCAAUCUGAUAAAACAUCGAUAGUUACAACAACCACCGAUUCAGAACAAACACCAGUGUCAACGGAAUUUAUGAUUCAUAGUGUAAUGUCAGUGAAUACUUAAAAAAAUUUGGGUAGUGUUCGCUUGAAUAGAUUUUUGUAAAAUGUUUUCAUUAACAUUUCAUUUGCUUAAGAUAUGAAUCGAGCAUAAUUUGUAUAUCCAUUUUUCCAACUAGAUUAUAAUUUAGUUUCUUUCCAAGUUUUUCAA